AUGUGCAAAGAAAAGGGAACUUGUGUGGCAACGGAUAAAUGGACACAUGAAAUAGUGGAGCUUUUGAUCACUGAUGUUUCUUACGUCGAGGAAGAUGCAUUAUCUAUUACUAAUAACAGUGAAAGAAGGAAACACUUUAUUCCUCUGGUAAAAGGUAAGUGGAGGGCUAUUUCGAACACCAUGGUUGAAAGAGGUUAUAUUGUGUCACCUCAACAAUGUGAGGACAAAUUCAAUAUUCUCAACAAGAAGCAUAAGAGACUUAAUGAAAUGCUAGGGAGAAAAAAUGCGUGUGAAGUUGUUGAAAACCAUGUUGUUAUGGAAAGGAUGAAUAUUUCUAAUGAAAUGAAAGGGGAGCUAAGAAGAUUUUAA
This is a messenger RNA of Fraxinus pennsylvanica, 369 nucleotides long. Lineage: Eukaryota; Viridiplantae; Streptophyta; Magnoliopsida; Lamiales; Oleaceae. The record is from the annotation of a GenBank genome assembly.